AUGGCAUUGGCGAUUGAAUAAUCAAUUGAUUACUCUUACAUUAGGUUACCUUUCGAAGUUAUUGUUAAAUGUAUGUAUAACCUUAGAUUUUAGAAUUUAAGAGUAAAAGAAAAUAAUUAGAACAUGAUCUUACAAUCACCUUAAGUGAAAUUUCUCAUAUUAAUACAUAAGGGAAGGCUGAUUAGGUAAUAGAGAAAAUAAGGGCGAUUUAGAAGGCUUUAUAGGAAAAUUAAGAACAUGAAAAAAAAUAUUUAGAAUCUUAUCUUUAAAGAUUAAAAUGUGAAUAAUGUGGAAAUGAAAUAAAAUUAUAGAGAUCACUUGUUGAUAAUUUAUUAAGAGAAGGUUACUUCAAAACUGCAUAAAAAUUAAUUCAAUCUUACUAAAUCGAUGUAUUAUUAAAAAUAUUAUAAAAGAACCUAACAUCUUUUGAAUAAGAAAUUAUUAUAGAGGCUAAUACAAUAAUUUAAGAUUUGAAAAGUAAAUCUAUCAAGUUUGCUUAUAAAUGGUGCUCACAAAAUUCUAGUAAAUACAAAAAAUUCAAUAGCGCAUUUUAAAACGAUUUAGUGUUUUAAUAGUAUAUUGAAUAUUUGAAACAAGAUGUAAAUCUGGCUUUGAAUUAUAUAAGAGACUACCAAAUUCAUAUGAAUGAAGAGAGCAUUUUAAAAGCUAUGGGAUGUUUAAUAUUUAUAAAAGAAAAGAGUAUACCUUCUACCUACUAAUAGUAUUUUGAUGAUAAACGAUGGGAUAUGUUAAUUAGAUAAUUUAAAUAAGAAUUAUAUAAUAUUUAUUGUUAUCCAAAGGAAUCUCCUUUAUUAAGCUGUAUAAAAUGUGGAAUUACUACACUAAAAACAUAAUAUUGUGAUUAAACAAAUUACUAAUAAAUGAAUAGAUGUCCUAUUUGUAAUAAAUAAAUGCAAGAAUUAUCAAAGGACUUGCUAACAACAUAAAAAUUAGGAUCAACUUGGAUUUGCAGAAUUUCAGGAGAACUUAUGGAUGAAAAUAAUCCACCUAUGAUGUUACCUAAUAAUUAAGUUUACAGUUAAUAAUCAUUAUUACAGAUGAGUGAAUAGUAGAAUGGAUAUGUUUAUUGUAUAGUAACAAAAUAGACAUUUAAAAUAAAUGAAUGCGUUAGAGUAUUUUUAACUUGA
Messenger RNA from Paramecium pentaurelia, 1148 nucleotides. NCBI's taxonomy places the organism in Eukaryota, Ciliophora, Oligohymenophorea, Peniculida, Parameciidae. The record is from the annotation of a GenBank genome assembly.